Messenger RNA from Lindgomyces ingoldianus, 874 nucleotides. RefSeq lists its product as uncharacterized. The transcript has a single exon. The coding region runs from base 215 to 874 and encodes 219 amino acids. The record is from RefSeq and is a predicted model, not a curated record. Lineage: Eukaryota; Fungi; Ascomycota; Dothideomycetes; Pleosporales; Lindgomycetaceae. Gene Ontology annotation, molecular function: gamma-glutamylcyclotransferase activity.
CAAAAGGUUAGGAAUAAUUUUUGGUUGCGCUUGCUCUGGCUCCCGGUGCCUCCUCCUGCAUUGUGACUCACAGCAUUGUGCAUUUGGCGUUCUAAGCUUUAUAAAGGGUCCACUGGGUGCGGUUGUAGUUAACCCUUUUAUAUCAAAUUAUACCUUUCUUUCAUCACUUUUCAGCACCGUCACAUUAGACCAGGCGCUGUUUAUCUCCUCCACAAUGACCUCAAACGAUUCGACCCCCACCAUCUACUUCGGCUAUGGAUCGAAUCUUUGGCUCCACCAAAUGGAACUCCGGUGCCCGACAUCGAAAUUCCUAGGCGUAGCGCGGUUGGACGAAUACAAAUGGAUUAUCAACGAUCGCGGUUAUGCAAACGUGGUGGAAGUCAAGAGCGCUACUUCUGCUAAAGAGGCAAAGGAGGAAGAUACAAAUCCGGUAAACAAGAAGUCGAAGUACGAUAAUGUUGUCUUUGGGCUCGUAUACUCCUUAGAACCGAAAGACGAGGAUCGACUGGAUGUCAAUGAGGGCGUACCAUUCGCUUAUACCAAGGAGUAUCUUGCCUGCGAUUUUUGGAAAUCCUCCGAUGGGAAGUGGACGGAUGUCAGCAAGCCCUCGACUUGCGAGAAGGAGAUGUUGGUGUAUGUGGAUAGGAAAAGGACCGAGGAGAGUACGCCCAAGAAAGAGUAUAUUUGGAGGAUGAAUCGGGGGAUUGAGGAUGCAGACAUGAUGGGAGUGCCGAGGGGAUAUGUGGAGGGUGUUAUGAGAAAAUUCAUUCCGGUGGAGGAGGAGGAGGGGGGAAGAGGGGAGGGAAAUGGGAAGAGGAGGAGUGUAGAGGAUAAGGCGUGGGAGCAGGCGAGGAGGUUUGUGGACGAGAACUGA